CGCUCGCGACGACAAUGUCGCUCGUGUGGACGUCGAUUUAAAGAUGGCCGCGUCGCGGCCGCCCGAUCAUCGUGUCGCGUCGAUCUUGAAAGGCGCGUGACGCGUCUCUUUCGGGGGAUAGCGGAGCCUUAGACUGACGAGGGGCCGGACCGUGCGACGCCCGGACCCGGACGUCGACGUCGACGCACAUUGGGUGGGCGCACAGCUUCGACACGAGCGCGGACGGAGCGGCGGAUCGCGCCGCCGGACGAUGAUCUAACGUCUCGCGCGUGUGUGUGUGUGCGACGCGUGCGGUACCAUGAAUUGUCAUCAGAUACUCAGCGGCGCCUGCAAUGCGGGUGAUCGCUGCUACGCAGUCGGCUCCGUCGAGGGAAUAUCCUUCACCGCAUACGCAGCUGGUUGCAAUAUUGUGAUUUUGGCCAAUAAUUUCGAACGAGUUCAAAUAAUUCCUGGAGCUGUGCACAAUUAUAUCAGGAUCAGCUGUCUAGACUGUAGUACGGAUACAGGAAAAAUAGCCGCAGCCUAUGAAAAUCAAGUUUGCAUUUUUGAGCCAACGCCACUUAUACACAGCACCUGUUCACACCAAUUAGAAUACAGAUGGGUUCAAACAGGAAGUCUGCAAACAGAAUCAAAUAUUACUUCUUUAUCAUGGAAUUUAGAAGGAACAAGAUUAUUAACAGGUGGCGAAUUGUUACAAUUAUGGCAUCAAAAUAUCACGCCAUUUCAAGAAGAACAUACAACAUUACCUACAGCUACAAAGCCGAAAACAGAAGAAAUCAGCACAACUGGAAAUCAUAAUGUUACAGCAAAUACUUCUCAGGAUCCUGGUACAGUAACAUUCUCAAUUGGGGGAGAAGCUGAGAGUCCUGGGCCUGGGGACAUGUCUGUUGCAAAUGAUCCGGGUGGUUGGAAUUGUGUAUGGAAAUGUCGUACAGCUACACCAGUCCAUCUUAUGAGUUUUAGUCCCGAUGGCACUUUGUUUGCAACAACAGGAAUGAAUGAUAGAUUAGUCAAAAUAUGGUUCGAAAAUAAACAAUUGUUUCCAGCAAGAAGCUUAGAUCAUACAAGUUUUUCUCAAUCUGUGGGUAGUGACAAUUUUAGUUUUGUUUAUGUUGCACACCCACGUGCUGUAACACACCUUUCUUGGCGCAAGACAAGUAAAUAUAUGCCAAAAGGCUCUGUAUCCAAUAUGUUGGUUACUUCCUGUCGCGAUAAUAUUUGUCGAGUAUGGGCAGAAACUAUACCACCUGAGAUUGAAGGUUUAGCUAAUAUGAGUCAGUUUGAGGGUUCUGACAGGCAUGGUCACCAUGGCAAACAUCGUCAUCAUAACAUGCACAAACAUCGAUUUAUGCAACGACUCAAACAUAUGAAAACAUGUUUUCAUAUUCGACGCCAUGCUAAGCAGCAACAUCAAGCUGGUCAUACUGCACCGACUUUACCAACGCUUCCGUCUACAUAUUCUGUACACGAUUUCCAUAACAAUUAUCAAACUUCUGGUCAUUAUCCUGGAAUGCAUUUUCACUUAGCAGCAAGUAUCAACGCAGAAACUGAUAUACCACUAGUACCAAGCCUAAUCACUGGAGAUCCCGAAAGAGAACCAAAUUUUAUUUUACACUGGCUAAAUAACAAAGAAAUGCACUUCACCAUGCAAGCUGAAAAUAUAUUGCAAGAAUUAACUCGUAAAGUAGUGGAAAAAGAGGAAGGUUUGCAACAUCAAGAUGCUGAACAUGUGGAACAUGAUUCUGAAGAUGAAUGUACCCCGAGUAUGCAUUUGAUUUAUCUUAUUGCAUAUAUUUUUGAAAAUUGUUUUAAAAAGCUACAAUUAUUAAUAAUAAUAUUUGUUUUAGAAAAAGGAGUUCGACUGCAAACCGCUCAAAAACCGGUUGUCGGUGGUCGAUCAAUGAGUCAAGAAGAGCACAGUAGCGAUGAACAUCAUACCGCACAUACUACCUCAUCUCAUCACAGUUUAGCACACAGUGUGCACUCUCAUCCCAGUCUUAGCAAUACAACAUCCAUUAAUUCUAUAGCAACGGAUGCAACAUCUACAAUGAACCACGCACCAGAUUCAUUAGACACAAAGAUAGAAACAUUGCUGCGUGACUGGCAUCACAAUCCAGAUUUGUUGUUCUCGAUACAUCCAAUAGACGGGAGUUUUUUGAUUUGGCAUAUUGAAUGGUUGGACGAGUAUCAUCCUGGAUCUUUUCGUCAGGCACAAAUUUCAUUUUCCACUCGUAUUCCAAAUGCAUUCCCGCUUGGCGAUGCAUCGACGAUGAGUCAUAAUGUAUCAAUGUACUCUCAUAAUACUGGUGGACCUUUAUUGAAUAUUCGCGAAGUUGCGAAGUCUUCGACAAAAAGCGACCCUAGUGAAGCCGUGACUCCUUUACCCAGUCUUAUAGAGCAAGACGAGGAACAGUCUACCUUGACCUCAAAAGCAGGUCAGGAAUUAUUGAAAAAUAUAGAAAAUUUAAACGAUCAAAAUCAAACGAAAACUGAAACUAAUGCAUUGGAGAGUAAUAAAAAUGGGCAAGACGCAGAUCUGUUGGCUCAUCCCAGUCCCAUUGUUUCUAUGGUUUCAAAGCACUCAAAUGGUACUUUGAAUUUAUGGCAGUUAACGUUUGCGGAUAAAACAAAAUUUUCGCAAGUGUUAAGCAUAGGACAUGCAUGUAGAGCUUCCGGACAUCGCUUCCGUGUAAACGACAUCACUUGCCAUCCCGUCUUACCUCUACUUGUGACAACUUCCCAUCACAAUAUACCCGAAUUUUCUGGUACUCAAUCAACGGAAUCGCACGAAAAUCUCAGUAGCAAACAUGAUUCAUGUAAGGAUAAGGAUAUCAUGUCGCCCACUGGAUUUUGCAGCGAAUUGAUAUUAUGGCGCGUAGAUGCUGUAGGACCUUUAUCUAAGAGCGGUGGAGUUUCUGAAUUGGCACGUAUUAACUCACCUGAGAUAUCGGCGUUUAGUAACGUAGCCUGGAUUCCAACAUUAUUACCAAGCACGACAUUGGGUAAUUUAUCCAAUUCUCCCAGUGCCUGCUUCGUAGCUAGUGAUGGAGAAUGUUUAAGAGUUUAUCAAGCUGUCAUUGAUGCUAGAACAUUACUGGCAGAGGUAUCGAUCAGUGAGAGAAGAAGCAGAAUGAUGGAUUCCAUGGCUAGUCUCUCGACAGAUAUGUCAUCGGAUGAUGGUGUCAGGCACUCUAUUCAUGACAGGAUAAAAAUAGUGUCUCAGCAAUCGACUGCGAGACCAGGAUGCGUUAUACAACUUGAUGCUAUUUCAGACGCCACUCACGAUUGGCAGAAUACGCAGUUUCUCCACGUCUUUCAAGAGCAAUUGAUCACAGGCGAGAGAAGUGAUGAGAAACAGCCCGGUAUCGACACAUCAGCCAACGACUUAGGACUCAUGGAAUCCACAUUGGAUGCUAUGGUGGACCUACAGCAAUCUGCAAUCUUUGAAGAGCCAUUUUACAUAGUAGUUCUUGAGCGUACACAGCAGGGCACAACCGUGCACAUGUGGCGAUUGGUAAUAGCAUCACAACCGGAAACUACCGGUUUAUCAGGCUCGAUGAUGUAUGUGCCAGAUUCUCACUUAGUUCAGGACGAAGAUGAUGAGGGAACACCCGGUAGAUUAAGCCAUACGGAAGGUAGACGAUCACGCAGAGCCAGUCAAACUGGCGGCCGGAGUCGUCGUGAAAGUCAGGCCGAUCUAGACUCGACGUUUCUAUCUCGUCGCCAUCAAAACAGCCACGUUCUCAUCACUACUACAAAAGUUUGCACGCAAGAAUUGCCGUUACCCGACGGUGUAGAAGUGAUUCAUGCUGCUCCUGCCGCGGGACAUUUGAGUAGUUCCUCAAUAUAUCCUGCUUGCUUCGCACCAUAUAUUAUCGUGACAGCCUGUAGCGAUAGUACUGUGCGUUUUUGGAAAUGCAAAGUGACGAAGAAACCGGACAACAAGCUUGAUUAUGAAUGGUGUGAGUGGGAAAUGACGAGGAAAGAUCAAGAAUCUACUAUUGAUAUCACUGGUCAACCAUUGAAUAUAAGCGCAGCUUACAGUGGACGCAUCGCUUGCGCCUAUAAAUACGGAAAAUCGUUUACGCGUCCGACGAAAAACGAUCCGGAUUCACGCUAUGUAAAUCUUUGCGUUGCUAUAUAUGAAUGUGAAAGUACAGGUGGCAGCGAAUGGAUCUUGGAAGACACGAUUCAUCUGAAGAAUAUUCAUCUGCCGCGAAUACCGGUAGAUCAACAUCUAGAUCUUAGCUAUUUGUACGAUAGCAGGUUCUUGCAGAAAAAGCAACGGCUCACUCAGGUGUUGCAAACUCUCAGUCACGAGGAUAUAAGAUCUUCGAGAAACGGAGAAAAUGGUGAUUCCACGAAAGCGAAUGCUGGCCUGCUAGCGGUUCCAUCGUUUAGUACUCUGCAGUCUUUACGGAAAUCGAUCAUAGAGAACGGUAACACGUGUCCGCUCACGCAGAAGCAUCUGGUGCAACUCGACUGGGUAUCCAAAGAGGACGGUUCGCAUAUUUUAACCGUCGGCGUUGGUUCCAAGAUUAUGCUGUUUACUCCGGUAUGCUCGGAUCUAGCGCAAGCUAACAUGAAAGCAAUGAAGGAAUCCCAGAGCAAUAAUAGACCGAUACUGAGAAAGACCUCGUCAUUGGCUCAACCUCAAUUCGUAGAUGAGAUUCGAUGGAUGAAGUUGCGUAAAAUUGAGCUGACAACGGCAGAUGGUUUACCGCCACUGCCUAUGCAAAUAUCCUGGGUGCGAGACGGUAUUCUGGUCGUCGGCAUGGAUUCCGAGAUGCACGUGUACUCGCAGUGGAAGCCGAAUCCGAAAAAUGACUGCUUUCAUUCGAAUCUGCAGCAUCAAGAGUCUGACGAGUUUCAAGCGAGUCGAAAUUUGCGUGAUGAGGAUCUACGCACAUUAGCGCACGAAACUUCCCAGAGACGGCUAGCAAACGUGUCUUCCAUGCCACAUUUGUCACGCGUUAGCAGCAUCAAUUUGACAAUGUUAGAUGCCAAGAAGAAGCGCGGUAUGCAGAAUGAAAACUUGAGUUUUGAUUACAUGCCGGAUUACGGACUGUUUGAGGCAUCGAGGAUAGCUUGCCCUGUUUUACCGCAAUAUCACCCUAAGCAGUUGAUGGAACUGUUGAAUUCAGGUAAAAUCAGAUGGGUAAAAGCUAUAUUGGCACAUCUCGUCCGAUGUAUAGGUAGUUCGUACUCUUUGCGGGCCGAUGAUGAAAGUCUAGUGAAGCAGCGCGGUUGGUCACGAUCGAGAACAAUGUCGGUGAGUUACAUGGGCACGACAUCGCCACUGGAACCGAGAGGUUCCACCACACAGAUACCAGAGGAAUUGACGCUAGAUUAUGCGGAGAUUACAUCCAUCUCCCCACUUCCGUUAUGGACUCUGUUGAUGGCCGACAAAGAAACGAAUCUACCGCAUCAGCAGAGCGAGGAUAAGCACGAUUACAAUGAGCUAUUCGACAGCAAUUUGGAUGAAGGAGAAUCAUUGGACGAUAUGUUGGACGAAAAUUAUGAACGUUCGCGACAGAAGGAUAGACGGUCCUCGGUGCCGGAAAGACAAGGAAUAUCUCAUUUUGGUCCCAGGCAAGGCAGACUGUUGUCGCGUCUUUUGACUCACACUCAUCUUCCAGGACUUUCCAGUCUCGAUCAAAUGCAUUUGCUCGCCCUAGCAGACACCGUUUCGACGUGUAAUGUCGAUUUCGCGGAAAGAUUCGCGAUUGAUGCGGCGAAAAAUGCGAUAGCUAAAGAGAAUCUAACUGGUAUUCCGGACGGCGAAACUGUAUCCACUGAUUCGCUAGACGAUUGCGGCCUCAGGUUCCUCUUAGCAAUGAAACAUUACAAUUACUUGAUACGCUGCUUACCAUUGGCGCAAAGAGCACAAUUCCAAAAACAGGGUGUUGCGUCGAAUAAUCUCGUAUGGGCGUUUCAUUCUGAAUCAGAAGAAGAAUUACUAGGAUUAAUUCCGUCUUAUGCCAAAGGUCAACCAAAGUGGUCCGUGCUGAAGGAACUUGGCGUUGGUUGGUGGAUUAGAAGCAACACGGUGCUGAAAAAAUGUGUAGAAAUAAUAGCAAAGGCUGCUUUCCAGGAUAAGCAAGAUCCUCUAGACGCAGCUGUCUAUUACUUAGCAAUGAAAAAGAAGAAUCUGGUAUGGGGUUUGUUUAGGAAUAAGCGAGACGAACGAAUGACCACCUUUUUCUCGAAUAAUUUCACCGAGAAUCGAUGGAGGAAAGCGGCUCUGAAGAAUGCUUUUGCUUUGCUUGGAAAGCAGCGAUUCGAGCAUGCAGCCGCGUUCUUUUUACUUGCCGGAGCACUGAAAGAUGCCAUCGACGUGUGCUUAAAUAAAUUAAAUGACAUUCAACUCGCGAUGGUGAUAGCUAGGCUCUACGAAAAUGAUACAUCGUCUCCUAAUAUGAGAAGAUUAUUGUAUGAAGAAAUCUUAGGUUGCGAUAAAGACGGGCAAAAUCAAGAUAUGAGCAGAGUGCAUCCUGAUCCAUUCUUGCGCAGUAUGGCUUUGUGGAUUUUGAAGGAUUAUUCUGGUUCUCUCAAUACUUUGUUGUUGACCAAUGUCGGUCACAUGCAUCCUCAGUAUAACGAUGAAUCUGAUAAGCCAGAAGGAACAACAGCAAAUCCAAACGUUUUCAACUUUUACGUUUAUCUUCGUACGCAUCCAUUAUUAAUCAGACAAUAUAUCGCAUCCACUGCACAAGAUAAGAAGAAAGGACACUCUGUAGUAAUUUCGGGAUUUAGUUAUGGCACAGAAACAAAGAGUCAACCAGAUAAACAAUUAUUGUUAGAAGAUAGCAUUACACCCCUGGAGAGGCAACUUUAUUUUACAACGGCACACGCACACUUUAAAGCUGGCUGUCCAGCUCUUGCUCUUGAAGUUUUAUCUAAAUUGCCUAGUAAAGUUAUGGAAACAAAUGGCGAAGAUUCUCCAAGCUUAUUAAACAGCCCAAGUAAGGCCAGAGCUCAAGAUGCUCAAAUAGAUACUGGUAUUAUUAAUUGGGGAAAUGAGUCAAAUGCAGUAAGCAAUAAUAAAGAAACAGCUGCAACUAUGGAUUGGAGUACAUCAUCAUUUGAUUGGUCUCAAAGUAGCAAGCGUGUGGAAGAAGAUAAAUUGGAAUUAAAUUGGGAUGAUGAGGAACCGGCUGAGGGUGAGGACGCCGAUAGUCCUCCCAUGAGUAUGAAACUUAAUAAAAAGGAGCAGGAUAAUGCGCAUAAAUUAGAAAACGAUAAUAAAGAUGUCGUAAAAUCAGCUGGACAAUUAGAUAUUAUGGCGCAACAACUGAAAUUCGUAGCCUGUUUGAAAAUUUUAAUGGAGGAACUGUCUACAUUAGCGACAGGUUUUGAAGUGGACGGAGGUCAGCUACGAUAUCAACUAUAUGUAUGGUUAGAACGAGAAGUAGAUGCAUUAAGACAACUUUGCAGCUACAGUACUAAUGCAGAUGGAGACGUGAACAACGUAGCAGAAUAUGAAGGUGGUAUGGUCGAUGAUGUACCACCAUAUAAACCCGGUGAGCAGCCAACGUUACAUCAAAUACUUGUGGCGGAGAAGUUGGAUUUUGAAGCUAAAGUACAGAGAGCUGCAAAGAGGAAAAAAUGGCUGAAAGCUAAUGAGACAUUAUUGAGGACACUGUUGUCAUACUGUUCAUUGCACGGUGCAUCAGGUGGUGGCUUAGCAUCAGUAAGAAUGGAAUUGGUACUUUUACUGCAGGAGUUGCAGCAAGAAAAGACUCAACAACAAUUGCUUAGUCCUCUUCCUUUCCCCACUACACUACCUCUAUUGAGCGCUAGCGUUGCUUGCAACAAAACUGUUGUUGCUGAUCCAGUUAGACAUCUGCAGUCUCUCGCACAUGAUAUGCUACAGACUUUAGUAGAGUUACGCAAUCCACCGAUGCCUAACAGAAAUACACAUUACUGCGAAGUAUUUAUCAUGAGAGAUUUAGCGGUGGCACUUAGCGCCUGUAUUUACCAGUCACUUUGCGAUUCAGACACGUUCGUUAUGAAACAUCACCAGCCAGAUAGUUUCCCAGCAGUCGCUGAAGUAGAAACGUUUUCGGGUGGGCAUUUGGUUGCCUCAAAUAGAUAUCAUCGACGGUAUUCAACCGACGACGGUAUAUGUAUAACUACCUCACCUGCGAAGUGGCCAGGCGUGACAAAUUUGCGUGCAUUGUUAGCUCGGGAGAAAGACGAAGAUACCCCAAAACUAAAUAUUCUGCUCUGUGAGGCAUUUGUGGCGACAUAUAUGAGUCUCUUCGUUUACGCUCUGUCGAGUUGCGAUAGUCACAUUUUAUACAGACUAGUAGGACAACACUUUGAUAAUAAUACGUGGGCUUCUCUCUUUGGCGGAGGAGUUAAGAAGCUGCUACGCGUAGCGAGCACCACUAAUAGUCAGGGCGGUAACACGGUUAGUGUUGAGCGGACGGAUAGCGUGACGAGUGAGAUUCAAAGUACCGCCAGUGGUAUGUGGAACACUAUGACGUCGUUGACUAAACAACGUGUCAAGCUGAAUAUGAAACUAUUAGGACAAUUUACGGGUCAACAGCCAAAUAUGAAAGAAGAUAAGCCUACGUAUAGAGAACAAUUUGUUUCGCCACAAAUGAGCAUGAUUUCCUAUUUUCUCAUGAAGCCACGCAUAGAGACUGAAUAUGCAGAUGAAAUUGAUUAUGAUUCUUCCGAUUCUGCAGUAUCUGAUUUAGAUUCUACAGACGACGAGGAAGACGUAUUCGACACGGGUUCGAAACCAAAGAGUAAACCAAAGGAUAAUACAGAACAUAGUAAUUCGAAUUCGUAUAGUUGGAGUGUAAUGAGAUUAGCAAUAGUUAAAAUACUGCAACAGCAGUUACAAGAUUUUUUGACUGUUGCCGGCAUAGAAAUGCAAGAAUUACCUGUAAGCAGUCCGCUGACUCACGGUACGUUGGGUAUUGUUGCACAAUGGCAAGAAUCUUUGCGCGAAGAAUUAGAACUUAAAGGUCCACCUCCAGUGAAUUAUAUACCCGGCUGUGCGCCAGAUCCUUCUCCUACGCCAGGGAAACCAGCUAUUCAUAAAUAUCGAUCGUUAUUAGAGAAAGGAAAUACACCUUUUAACACACGAUUAGCAUCCGCAGCGCCUACCAAUCGUCUAUGGUGUUAUUUAGUCAGACAGGAAUUGGUUCAGGAUAUUUUCAUUCGCGCAGUAUUUGGAAAACGAAGAUCCCUGUCAACGAUACUUGAAAGUAGUCAAUCAGUUGUUGACAGCGUACAUCGUGGAACUGGAGAAGAUAAGGGUAGUGAUAGUGGCACUACAAGUUUGCCAGAACCAGUCAGGAUCAUCCAUAAAGAACAAGAUAGCAUCAGUGCCUUCUGUCUUAAUCAGGUUAAUCCAGGUUUAAUGGCCCUUGCUACUCCUCGGGAAGUGCAAGAGAUGAAUAUUUCCCUGCUCCUAGAACUUCCGUCGUGGUUGGAAGAUGAGUGCGAAUUUGAUAUUAUCAAUUUGAAUAAACAACCUGAUCCAGAACCUGUACCGCCAACUAGUUUCUUAGUUAUACAGACGGCAGCAGAUCGUCCUUUGUUGGCGCAGAGUCCUCAGCAAAACAGUCCUCAACCCCACUCAGGUAUAGCCAGUCAGAGUGGACGUGGCGCGAGCGUGAUGAAGGGGAUGCCUGCUUUUCCUGGCUCCCACGACCUGCGUUUCUGUCAAUUUGUUGCCGAUAGGAGCAAACACUUGUUAAAGCCGAUCCUGAAGCAUAAGAUCGAUGGAAUCAGGAGAAUCUCUUCCCAUCCACUUUUACCAUUAUACUUAACCGGAUCGCAGGAUGGUUCUGUAUCGUUAUGGGAGUGGGGACAUCAGACAGCCGUCGCUACUCCGAGAGCACCUGGUACUUUUGCUAAAGUGACCCGCGUGCGAUUCUCUCAGCAUGGUAAUAAGUUCGGUGUGGCUGAUUCCGAUGGUCAUCUGAGUCUGUUUCAAGUGGCCUGCCGAGAAGGAACGGCUCGGCCGUUCUUCAAUUAUCAAUGUCACAGCAAAGUCACCUCGGAUUUCGUCUUCCUCGGCGCGUGCAGUCUUGUAGCCACCGCAGGUCACGGCUCGGAAGGACGGAACGUAGCAUUAUGGGACACGUUACUUCCACAAAAUAAAUCUCUUGUACAAGGCUUUACGUGUCAUGAUCAGGGAGCUAGUGCGUUGAUCUUAGCGCCACAGCAUCAGUUGCUCAUCAGUGGCGGCAAGAAAGGUGACAUUAAUAUAUUUGACGUGCGACAACGGCAACAAAGACAGAGAUUCCAGGCGCACGAAUCGGCUAUUAAAUGUCUAGCACUCGAUCCGCACGAGGAAUUUUUCGUUAGCGGGGCAGGUGAUGGCGAUAUUAAGAUAUGGGGUUUGACCGUCCAUUCUCUCCUUUACUCGUUUCCUGGUGAACAUCCACGAUCUAGUUUCUUCAAAAACAUAGGACAGGGCGUUACCCAAUUACACGUAGAUUCUGCGGGUCGAUUGUUUUCGUGUGGAGCAGAUGGUUCAAUGAAAGUCCGUCAACUGCCAGAACGCGAUUGUGUAAUACAAACGCUUUAUUAGGAUUAAAAAGAAGAAACAAAAAAAUUGAUGAAUACGAAGUGAUACCGUGUAAGUAUAUUAUGCAAAAGAGCCGAUAUUUAUUGAUUAUAUACAUAUACAUAAAUAUGAAAGGCGAAUCGUUAAAGAAAUCCACGCAAUUAAUUAAUUGCUGUUGUACAAUAUACCCACUACUUUUACAUACGAACCGUGCAGACGGUACAGUAUCUCUUUGCACGGCUAGUGUGUUGUGACUAAGCUAAUAUAUCAGGUGUUACCUUUAUAAAUAUAUAUAUAUAUAUCGUUUCAUCCAGAGCUACUUUAUUGCAUAAUAAAGUAGUGAAUUCCGCACGAAUAUUGUUGUUGUUGUCCAAAAUUGAAGCUCUUAUAGUCUAAACAUAGUAAAAAUCUGUAAUCUUAGAUAAUGUCUUCAAGUGUUUCCCCGUUCUAAGGAAAAAAAAGAAAACCGAAACAGAUAUACAAAUAAAUAACUGUAGCGCCGAUAAGGUUGCAAACGACACUGUAUUUUCCCUAACGUGCAUUUCGUACGGAACAGCAUAUAAUAAUACUAAUGAUCAUUCCUUUCUCACAUGAAAGUAAUAUUAAACGAUUCGAUAAAUGAUAUGUAAUAAUCCUUCUGUACCUUCAUAUUUUAAUAUAUGUAAUAUAUGUAUUUAUAAAGAUCAGUUGAUAAAUUCUAUUGUUUAGCGCCAGAUAAUUUAAAGACGAUUUAGCCGAUUUCAUAACGGUUAUUGAAACACGAUGUUUCUUUGUGUUAAUGAGAAACUGCGGUUUCUAUGUAUUAUUUGUUGAAAUAGAGACAGUGUGCGCAAUGUGUAAGUUAUUGUUCUGUAAUAUAGUUCGAUAAAUUAGUUUGAAUGAAUCAUGUAUUGAAGGUACUCCAUUUCGAUGCUUUUUUGUCAUCGCUAAUACUAUACGAUAUAUUCGUAAGGGUAUAAAACAUGGCAAUUUUGGGUAAUGAGUAAAAUACAGAGCUUAAAAUAUGUGUUGCCUUUUAAUAAACUCUUUCUAUCUCUUGAAGUGUGUAAUAUAUAUAGUCUUUUGACGAGAGAGAUAAGUAUAAUGCUGUACAAUGCAUUUAUCUUAUCGCGUAUGUAUAGAGAAUUAUUUAAAAUACAUGUUACCGGAUGGACAAAUGAUAGACUAAUAGCUUCGAGAAUUACUUUUUUUCCAAAUUAUUUAAAUCUAUUUUAUCAAUUUUACAAAUAUUUUACAGAUAUCUAGAUAAAUGUAUUUUCCUCAUAUCCAGUUUUGUAAAUAUCACAUGAAUUGUGAUCAAAAAAAGCAUCGUUUAAUACGAACUUGUUUACAGUUGUGUAACGCCAAUUUUUAAAUUAGUAUUGUUUCUGUCGCUAUAAAUUUUAGGACUUUUCUGCAAUUAAUUGUUGCAAAUAUAGUAUGAUUCUGUUAUAAAGUAUGUAUACAUAAAAUUAUAAACUGUAACAAAGAAUUUAUUUUUGUUAAAUGCACUUGUUGAAUGACACUUAUUAGUUCGUAUAUAUACAUAUAUAUGUAAUGAAGUUAAA
This is a messenger RNA of Monomorium pharaonis (pharaoh ant), 12081 nucleotides long. It is a transcript of the gene Rbcn-3A, whose product is annotated as dmX-like protein 1. The coding region runs from base 299 to 10558 and encodes 3419 amino acids. NCBI's taxonomy places the organism in Eukaryota, Metazoa, Arthropoda, Insecta, Hymenoptera, Formicidae. Gene Ontology annotation, biological process: vacuolar acidification. Gene Ontology annotation, molecular function: protein binding. Gene Ontology annotation, cellular component: RAVE complex. The transcript is spliced from 31 exons. The record is from RefSeq and is a predicted model, not a curated record.